UUUUUUUUUUUUCUUUGGAAAUGACCUUACCACUACCUGAUCUUAUUGAAACUGCUUGUAGUCCUGCUCGAUAUGAAGCCGAUGUUGCACUUAAUCUCGAAAUAUGCGAAAGGAUCAAUAUCAAAGGUGGUGGUUUACCUCGAUUAGCAGCUAUGACUAUUGUACGCCUUGUCAACAGUAAAAGAAUCAAUCAAGCUAUGCUUGCCUUGACGUUACUUGACCAUUGUGUAAAGAACUGUGGAUAUCCUUUUCAUCUUCAAAUUGCCACCAAAGAAUUCUUGAAUGCUCUUGUACGAAAGUUUCCUGAACGUCCUCCAGCGAAUUAUUCUCCUUCUGUACCAAGAUUACAUGGAUCCUCUGAUGCAUCAUGGAAUCACUUUGACUAUGUUCCUCAACAACCAACUGGGGCUAAUCCGGUGAUGAGUCGUAUAUUAUAUCUAAUCAAGGAAUGGAAAGUGGGAUUGGCUGAACUGUCUCGUUACAAGAAUGACCUCAUCCAUAUCAAGGAUAUGUAUCGAUUGUUGCGCUACAAAGGUUAUCGUUUCCCUGAAAUCCGUGAAGCAUCUCUUUCGGCAUUAGCUCCACCAGAAACAUUACGAUCAGCUGAUGAAUUGGAAGAAGAAGAUCGUAUUGCACAAUCUGCUAAACUACAAGAAUUGAUUCGGCGGGGACGACCUCAAGACUUGGUGGAAGCCAAUAGAUUGAUGAAGAUUAUGUCAGGUUAUGAUCAACGAAGACAAACCAAUUACAAUGAUAUGUUUGCGGAAGAAUUACACAAGAUCGAAAAUAAGGCGACUUUGUUAUAUGAAAUGUUGGAGAAUGUGAAAGAAGGUGAAAUUGUCGAUGCUAAUGACAUGAUGAAGGAAUUACAAAGUGCUUGUGCCAGUGCUUUACCGAAAAUCUCAAAAAUGGUCAAAGAAGAAGAAGAUGAAGAUAAAAUAGAGGAUUUGCUACGUAUCAAUGAUAUUGUUAACAAUGUCAUUGCAAAAUACCAAGAUAUUCAAAAAGGUCUUUACAACACUCAUUAUGAAGUCAAUACCAGUGGUCAUGGAACCCCUCAACCAGUUGAAAAUCAAAGUAUUAGUCUAAUUGAUUUGGAUAAUGAUAACGAUAUUUCUACACCACCAGUUGAUGGAUCACCAGCUCAGCAAACAAAUGUGAUGGAUCAACUUUCAGAUUUAUUUGGGGAACAACUUAAUACGACGUCUACUUUACAACUUGGACCUGAAUCAAUGUUAUCUCAACCAUUCAAGCCCACACUAUCAUCCAAUAACUCUUCUCCAUCAACUCCACCUAUGGAUAUUAUAUCAAACACAACAGUGACACAAUCACCAACAGUAUCAUCACAGACAAAAGUACAAGAACAAGAAGAAGUGGCGUUGCUCGAUAAAAACGGAUUGUCGGUGAUUUUACAAGUUACCAAAGGUGACCCGAUAUGGAAAGUCAAAGCCCUGUUUUCCAACAAAUCAACAGCAGCAAUGGAAAACAUGACAUUACAUUUAGCAGCACCAAAGACUAUGCAAUUGAAACUAGAACCUCAAUCAAGUCAAACCAUACCACCAAAAUCGACCAAUAGUGUAUAUCAAAACAUCACAAUUACCAACAAACUGAAUCAGUCUCUACGUUUACGAUAUAAAGUGACUUAUUAUCAAUUGGAUGUACCAAUGGAAUUGACUGGGGAACUUUUACAUUAGUUGAUAAUCAAAAAAUUCAAUAGAUUUAGAUUAGAUAUUCCUUUUUAUUGUUUUGUUUGAUGGAAUAAAAUAUAAAAAAAAAGUGAUACAAAU
Messenger RNA from Halteromyces radiatus, 1787 nucleotides. RefSeq lists its product as uncharacterized. The record is from RefSeq and is a predicted model, not a curated record. Gene Ontology annotation, cellular component: trans-Golgi network. The transcript has 11 exons. Gene Ontology annotation, molecular function: phosphatidylinositol binding; ubiquitin binding. Gene Ontology annotation, biological process: Golgi to endosome transport; Golgi to vacuole transport; protein transport to vacuole involved in ubiquitin-dependent protein catabolic process via the multivesicular body sorting pathway. The coding region runs from base 21 to 1694 and encodes 557 amino acids. Lineage: Eukaryota; Fungi; Mucoromycota; Mucoromycetes; Mucorales; Cunninghamellaceae.